This is a messenger RNA of Phragmites australis (common reed), 654 nucleotides long. RefSeq names its product Bowman-Birk type wound-induced proteinase inhibitor WIP1-like. Gene Ontology annotation, cellular component: extracellular region. The record is from RefSeq and is a predicted model, not a curated record. The transcript is spliced from 2 exons. NCBI's taxonomy places the organism in Eukaryota, Viridiplantae, Streptophyta, Magnoliopsida, Poales, Poaceae. The coding region runs from base 90 to 392 and encodes 100 amino acids. Gene Ontology annotation, molecular function: serine-type endopeptidase inhibitor activity.
UCCAGCAAGUAUCGGAACUGCAGCUGAAGGCCGUGUGGUGUGGUGUGGUGUGGUGUGGUGUGGUGUGGUGUGUAGAACGCCAAGUGACCAUGAAGAGCAGCACGCUGUUGGUGAUCCUGGUUCUCCAGGCCGUUCUGGCCAUGGGGAUAUUCGCAGCUGUGGCUAAAGAAAAUGCCGUGGGCGACAGCAAGGCCAUCGACAUCAACCCGGGGCAGCUCAAGUGCUGCACCAACUGCAACUUCUCCUUCUCGGGGCUCUACACCUGCGACGACGUCGGCAAGAAGUGCGACCCCGUCUGCAAGAAGUGCGCCGUCGUGCAGACCUACACGGGCAAGAAGUUCAAGUGCACCGACACCUUCCUCGGCAUGUGCGGCCCCUCGUGCAAGAACUGAACUAAGCCGGUCGAGAUGAGCUUCAGCUCCGUGAUUGUGAAUCUGUGUUCUGUGCUUGUGCAUGUUCUCGUCGUUACGCGCGAACAAUAAGCCGUUGUUUGUAUGCCUGCAAUAAAAGUGAUAAAACUGGCAGGUCAUAUUAUCUCUAUGGUUGGUACUAAAGAUGUUAAACUCUACGGUUGUAUCAGUGAAUUCCGUCAAAUCCUUAAUAGAAAUGGGGUAUCCCGCGUUUGAAAAAAAAGGGGCAGUCAUGUGUAGAGAA